GGCAUCGAGCCGGCUCGUUGUCAUUACUGGCAUCUCGUAUUCGACGCGUGGUCGUUCACGGCUAGCAGGACGUAGUGUUGCGGGAGUCUCUUUCGGUCCUUAACGAAAGGGUUCACCAUGAAGAGGUCGUGGUUGUUGUUCGUCGUUGUACUCUGCCUUUCUUGGGAUCCGCGCUACACGAGGGCAGAUACAGCGAACUUCGAUCCUACUCGGGUGGAAGAUGACAUCGGUAAGAUGGCCGAGGGGGGUAGGACCGAUGCCGAGGUUGUCGGACGGGAGGAAGAAGCCAUCAAGAUCGAUUCCUUAUCUGUCUCUCAACUGAAAGAAAUACGCGACAAAGCCGAGAAACAGGUUUUCCAGGCUGAAGUCGCCCGUAUGAUGAAACUCAUCAUAAACUCCCUCUAUCGCAACAAAGAAGUGUUCUUGAGGGAACUCAUCUCGAACGCAUCGGACGCUCUCGACAAAAUCCGUCUCCUGUCGUUGACAAAUCCUGAUGCAUUGAAAGCGCUACAAGAACUCAGUAUUCGAAUUAUGGCGGAUAAGGAGAAUAACGUUCUCCACAUAACGGAUACUGGAAUCGGAAUGACGAAAGAAGAUCUCGUCAAAAACCUCGGGACCAUAGCUAAGUCGGGAACCGCGGAGUUCUUGCAAAAGGUCAACGAUGGGGAAGGCAGUAAAGAUUUGAAUGAUCUCAUCGGACAGUUCGGAGUCGGAUUCUACUCCGCUUUCCUGGUGGCCGACCGUGUCGCCGUAGCCUCGAAGAACAACGAUGACGACGUACAACACGUCUGGGAAUCAAAUGCUUCCGAGUUCACCGUCGCAGACGAUCCCCGAGGGAACACCCUGAAGCGAGGAACUACAGUCUCGCUUUACAUGAAGGACGAGGCCAAAGAUUUCCUGGAGCACGACACCCUCAAAAAACUCAUCGAGAAAUACUCUCAAUUCAUCAAUUUCAAUAUUUACCUCUGGUCUUCGAAGACCGUGACCGAGGAAGUGCCUGAGGAAGAGCCCGAACCCAAGGACACCACCGAAGCCCCAUCGACUGAUGAAGACGACGAGGCGAAGGUCGAGGAGGAGAAAGAAGCCCCCAAAAUGAAGAAGGUUGAGAAGACCAUCUGGGAUUGGGAUCUCAUCAACUCGGCAAAACCCAUCUGGACCCGGAAGGAGAAGGACGUCGCCGAUGAAGAGUAUAACGAGUUCUACAAGGCGGUCACCCGUGACAGUCAGAACCCAUUGGCUCGCACGCACUUCACGGCCGAAGGCGAACUGACCUUCAAGAGCCUGCUCUUCGUUCCGGUGAAGCAGCCGCAAGAUUCCUUCAAUAAGUACGGUCAACGCACCGACCAUAUCAAGCUGUACGUGAGGCGAGUCUUCAUCACCGACGAUUUCCAGGACAUGUUGCCGAACUACCUCUCGUUCCUCCGAGGCGUGGUCGACUCCGACGAUUUGCCACUGAACGUUUCCCGUGAAAAUCUCCAACAGCACAAACUUCUGAAGGUUAUCAAGAAGAAAUUAGUCCGGAAAGCUCUGGAGAUGUUCAGGAAAAUCUCCGAAGAGGAUUUCGCCAAAUUCUGGAAAGAAUAUUCGACCAACAUCAAGCUCGGAGUGAUCGAGGAUUCUGCAAACCGCUCUCGUUUGGCUAAGCUGCUCCGAUUCCCUUCGUCGAUCGAUGCCUCCGCCGACAAACUCGUUUCGCUCAGCGACUACGUCCAACGAAUGAAGGAGAAGCAGAGCGCUAUCUAUUACAUCGCCGGAGGGAGCAUGGAUGAGGUGAAGAAAUCUCCUUUCGUCGAGCGUCUCCUCAAACGAGGCUACGAAGUCCUCUUCCUGACGGAAGCCGUCGACGAGUACGCCAUCUCGUCUCUCACGGAGUUCGAAGGCAAGAAAUUCCAGAACGUUGCCAAGGAGGGUCUUUCGAUCGAUGAGAACAAGGAAAUUCGCGAGGCUCUCGAAAAGGAGUUCGAACCCCUCACCAAAUGGCUGACCGAGACCGCUCUCAAGGACAAGAUCUCGAAAGCCAUCAUCUCCGAGCGUCUUGUCGAGACUCCCAUGGCUCUAGUCGCGUCCCAGUUCGGCUGGACGGGCAACAUGGAACGCAUCGUUUCAGCUCAAACCCACAUGAAAGAAAAUGAUCCGCAGCGGCAAUUCUACAUGUCUCAGAAGAAAACUCUGGAAGUGAAUCCCCGCCAUCCCCUGAUCAAAGAGCUGCUUCGUAGAGUCGAUGAUUCGCCUUCGGAUGAGAUGGCGAAAUAUUUCACCGAGAUGAUGUUCGACAGCGCCACCCUCCGCUCAGGAUUCCAAUUGUCCGACAACGCCCGAUUCGCCACCAACAUCGAAAAGAUGCUCCGAAACAUGCUGGGAGUUUCGGAAGAGGCUCAAGUCGACGCAGAGCCGGAGGAGGCCGAAUUGCCUCAAGUCUCAAAAGAGGACCAGGAGGAAGACAUCGAAUCCGAGGAACCUCACGACGAGCUCUGAACAACAUCGGCAUCUACAACGAAAAAGAAUCCCGACAGUCAUCUCGACGGAUAUCCUGAAUAUCAUACCCGGUAACAUCCAUCAGUCGCCUUUUUCACUGGACGUCGUGGCCAUAUAGACUGUAUAUUUAGAGACACAAUCAAAGGGUCGAGUCAAGGCGAGAACGCGUGUGAAGAAGAAGUUUCCAUGAAGCUUGGUUUCCUUGAUUCUUCUAUUUCUCUGAUGACCUAGUCCCAGGCGGUCAGUCUUCUGCGAAAAACACCGCCGGACGAGGUCGUUGUACAAAACCGGGGUCUAGAUUUUGAAUAUCGAUUGAGAGCAAACGGAGAGAAGUUCAGCAAAUAAAUGACUGGAGCUACAACGAGAAAGUGGUCGCAGUGUUCGCUGGCGACUUCGGGUCAACAAGUUUUAUCAAAAA
Messenger RNA from Galendromus occidentalis (western predatory mite), 2893 nucleotides. RefSeq names its product heat shock protein 90 Gp93 (gene Gp93). The transcript has 3 exons. Gene Ontology annotation, biological process: protein folding. Bases 118 to 2475 code for a protein of 785 amino acids. Lineage: Eukaryota; Metazoa; Arthropoda; Arachnida; Mesostigmata; Phytoseiidae. The record is from RefSeq and is a predicted model, not a curated record. Gene Ontology annotation, molecular function: ATP-dependent protein folding chaperone; ATP binding; ATP hydrolysis activity.